Molecule: messenger RNA, 5463 nt
Organism: Acinonyx jubatus (cheetah)
Lineage: Eukaryota; Metazoa; Chordata; Mammalia; Carnivora; Felidae
Gene: ACTRT1
Product: actin related protein T1
Biological process (GO): regulation of DNA-templated transcription
Cellular component (GO): nucleus
Molecular function (GO): chromatin binding
Source: RefSeq, a predicted model, not a curated record
GUGGUUGCUGGUGCUAAGUCACAGAGCUGUAAGGUUGAAGAAACAGGAGCUCCAAUUUCCAAGGCAAUGAGAAACUGAAUAUUAAAGUUAACAAGAGAGCAAGAAUUAACCCUUUCUUCACCUUUUUUGUUCUAUUUAGGUCCUCAGUGGAAUGGAUGAUGUCCACCCACAUUGGUGAGUAUGGAUCUUUUUUACUCAGUCUACUGAUUCAAAUUCUAAACUUUACUAGAAACGUUUUAACAGACACACAGAGAAAUGUUUUACCAAAGGGGCGCCUGGGUGGCUAAGUCAGUUAAGCAUCCGACUUCGGCUCAGGUCAUGAUCUUGCGGUUUGUGAGUUCAAGCCCCAUGUUGGGCUCUGUGCUGACAGCUCAGAGCCUGCAGCUUGCUUUGGAUUCUCUGUCUCACUCUCUCUCUGUCCCUCCCAUGCUCAUGCUCUGUCUCUCUCUGUCUCUUAAUAAUAAAUAAACGUUAAAAAAUUUAAAAACAAGAAAUGUUUUACCAAGUGUCUGGGCCUCCCUUAGCUCUGUUGACACCUAAAAUUAAGCAUCACAACAUUUUUCUCCUGUUCCUGAUCUUAGAGGAAGACCUUUCAGGUUUUUUUUUUACCAUUGAGUAUGAUUUUAAAAGUGGGCUUGUCAUAUAUUACCCUUGAUAUGUUGAGGUACAUUCCUUUUAUUCCUACAUUUUUGAGAAUUUUUAUGAUAAAAAUGUAUUGAAUUUUGUUUGUCACAUGUUUCUAUAUGUCAAUUGAUAUGAUCCUAUGAUUUUUAUUCUUCAUUCAAUUAAUGUGGUGUACCACAUUUAUUGAUUUGCAUAUGUUAAACUAUCCUUGAAUCUCAGGGUGAAAUCCUGCUUGAUCAUGGUAUAUAGUUUUUUUAAUGUCCCGUUGAAAUCAGCUUACUAGAAUUUUGUUAAAAAGUUUUACUUCUAUGUUCAACACGGAUAUUGUCUUAUAAUUUUUUUUCUUGUGGUGUAUGCUUGGCUUUGGUAUUAGUAUAAUUCUGGCCUUAUUAAAUGAAUUCAGUGUUUUGUUCAAUUUUUUAAAGAAGAGUUUGCAAAACAUUGGUAGUAAGUCUGAAUUCUUGGUAGAAUUCACCAGUGAAGCCAUCUGGUCUUAGUGUUUUCUCUGUGUGAGGAUUUAUUCAUGGAUUCAAACUUGGUAGGUGGUAUGUUUGUAGGAAUUUAUACAUUUCUUAUAGCUUUUCCAAUUUCCUGGCAAAUAAUUGUUUAUAGUAUCUUCUUAUGAUUAUUUUUAUUUCUUCAGCAUUACUUAUAAUUUUUCCUCUUUUAUUUCUAUUUUUAUUUAUUUGAGUCUUUUCCAUUUUUCUUACUUAAUCUAGCUUUCAUUGAUCUUUUAUAUUGUUUUCUUAUUUCCUAUUUUAUUUGGAAUUUUAUUUAUUUAUUUUAUUUAUUUAUCUUCUCUAACUUCUUCUAUUUUCCUUUUCUGCUAACUUUGGGUUUAGUUUGUCAUUACUUUUCUGGUUACUUGCAGUGAAAAGUUAGGUUGUUUUUUUGAGAUCUUCUUUCUUAAUGUAGACAUCUAUUGUUAUAAACUUCCCUCUUAGUAUUGCUUUUGCUGCAUCCCAUAAAUCUUGGUAUGUUGUAUUUUCAUCUUUGUCUCAAGAUAUGUUUUUACUUCCUACUUGAUUUAUUCUUUGAUGUAUUGAUUAUUUAGGAGUGUGUUUAUCUUAAUUUGUUCACACUUCUGUCACAACAGUACCAUACAGUAACAGGAUUAUAAACAACCUAAAUUUAUUUCUCACAGUUAUGGAGGCUAGGAAGUCCAAAUUAAGGCAAUAGAAGAUUGAGUAUCUGGCAAGAACCUCAUUCCUGGUUCAUAGAUGACUGUCUUCUCACUGUGUUAUCACAUGGUAAAACAGGCAAGGGAGCUUUCUGAAGUCUCUUAUUUUAUUUUAUUUUAUUUUGUUAAAUUUAAUUUAGAGGCAGAGAGAGAGUGCAUGGAGGAGAGGAACAGAGAGACAAAGAGAAAGAAUCCCAAGCAAGCUCCACACUCAGCGUGGAGCCUGGUGUGAGGCUCAAUUCCAUGGCCCUGGUAUCAUGACUUGAGCCAAAGUCAAGGGUCAGAUGUUCAUCUAACUGAGCCACCCAGGCACCCCUGAAGACCAUUUUUUUUUAAUGGGAACUAGUCACUUUUGUUUUUUGUUUCUUAAAAGAAACAAAAGGCAUCCAAAUCAGCAAGGGAGAAGUUAAACUUUCACUAUGCACAGAUGACAUGAUACUCUGUGUAGAAAACCCAAAGACUCCAUCAAAAAAAUUGCUAGAACUGAUACACAAAUUCAAUAGUCGCAGGAUACAAAAUCAAUGUAUGGAAAUCUGUUGCAUUUCUAUACACCAAUAAUGAAGCAGCAGAAAGGGAAAUCAAGGAAUCAAUCCCAUUUACAAUUGCACCAAAAAACAUAACAUACCUAGGAAUAAGCCUAACCAAAGAAGUAAAAGUUCUGCACUCUGAAAAGUAUAGAACAUUUAUGAAAGAAAUUGAAGAGGGCACAAGGAUAUGGAAAACUUUCCUUGAUCAUGGGUUGAAAGAACAAAUAUUGUUAAAAUUUUUAUACUACCCAAGCAAUCUACACAUUUAAUGCAAUCACUAUCAAAAUACCACCAGCAUUUUUCACAGAGCUGGAAAAAAUAAUCCUAAAAUUUGUAUGGAACCACAAAAUACCCUGAAUAGCCUGAAAAAGGAAAGUAGAGUUGGAGACCUCAUAAUUCCAAACUUCAAGUUAUAUUACAAAGCAGUAGUGAUCAAUACGGUAUGGUACUGGUACAUAAACAGACACAUAGAUCAAUGGAACAGAAUAAAAAACCCACAACAGAAAUGGCCCCACCAGUCUAUGGUCAACUACUCUUCAACAAAGUGGGAAAGAAUAUCCAAUGGGAAAAAGACAAUCUCUUCAACAAAUGAUGUUGGGAAAACUGGACAGCCACAUGAAAAAGAAUGGAAUUUGAUCACAUUCUUACACCAUGCACAAAAAUAAAUUCAAAAUGGAGGAAAGACCUAAAUGUGAGACAGGGUACCAUAAAAAUCCCAGAGGACAACACAGGCAGCAACCUCUUUGACAUCAGUUGUUAGCAAAUUCUUACUAGAUGUCUCCUGAGGCAAAGGAAACAAAAGCAGAAAUAAACCGAUGGGAAUUCAUCAAGAUAAAAACUUUCUGCCCAGUGAAGGACACAAUCAACAAAACUAAAAAGCAAACAAAAAAUGGGAGAUGACAUAUCUGAUGUAUAUCUGUAAAGAACUUAUCAAACUCAACACCCCCCAAAAAAUAAUCCAGUUAAGAAAUGGGCAGAAGACAUGAAUAGAUAUUUAUCCAAAGAAGACAUCCAGAUGGCUAACAGACACAUGAAAAGAUGCUCAACAUCACUCAUAAUUAAGUAAAUACAAAUCAAAAGGAAGAACCUUGAAGACAGUAUGCUAAAUUAAGUCGGACACAAAAGGCUUCAUAUUACAUGCCUCCGUUUAUAUGAAAAAGGCAGAAGAAAUUUACAGAGACAGAAAAUAUAUUGGUGGUUCUUAGAGCCCAGAAGGACAGUCUAAAGAGGUUGAUAGCAGAAGGAUACAGAUUUCUUUCUGAGGUAAAUAAAAUAUUCUAAAUUUGACUUUUGUGAUGUUUGCAUAUAUCAAGUAAUAUACUGAAAAUCAUGGGAAUGAACAUUAUAAAUGGGUGAAAGUAUUGUUUGUGAAAUGUAUCUCAAUAAAGCUGUUAAAAACAAGAAACAUAUAUGAGGUGUAAUAAAAGAUAUUCUAAGAACCUCUGAAACUGGAUUAUGAUCAUCCUCAUUCCAAUCUCAACCUGUGUCUUGUGGUUAGUUCCUCCCUUUAGCAAAGGGAAAGGUAUUUUUGUCAUCCCUCCAAAAUAGCUUAGCUGUGCAUAGAAGGCAGUUUUCUGGAAGAAUCCCGUAGUUUGGCUGUUUCACUUACUUCUAAAGUAAGGCCUUCACUUCACCUUAUCAAAGCUACCCAUGUGUAUGGUUUCCCUUCCUCUUUUUCAUGUUUCACCAAGCUAGGAGUAUUGGUGGCUCAGAGACCCCACCCCUUAAAAUCCCUUUGAUGCUCUUUGAGGACAAUUGUUGCCUUGGCAAGAUUGUUACAUGGUGGGGGGCAAUCAUCACUGAAAUUUCCUAGCAGGCCCUGGGCUGCCUGAAAGGAGACAGUAUUCACGGGUUGAAGACAAGGUACUCUGUGGGAUUGGGGACUACCUGCUAGCUCCUCCUGAGUGUCAACCUGAGAACUUUGGAAGCCUGUGGUUUUAAAUCUUCCAGAGGUGCCUGUUGUCAUACAAAGUGGCAAAGCAUUUUUUAUUUUGUUGAAGUUUGGAAGAGCAUGCUUCAAACAUGUAUAACCCAUCUGUAUUAGAUAUUCCAGCUGUAAUUUUUGACAACGGAUCAGGACUCUGCAAAGCAGGCCUGUCUGGAGAGAUUGGACCCCUUCACAUCAUCAGUUCUGUUGUGGGGCAUCCUAAAUUUAACAUGCCCUUAUCAGAAGCCACUAAGAAAAAGUACUUCAUGGGACAAAAAGCCCUGUACAAGUAUAAGGUCUUGCAUUUGCACUACCCCAUUGAGUGUGGACUUGUAACAGGAUGGGAUGACAUAGAGAAACUUUGGAAGUAUCUUUUUGAGUGGGAACUAGGAGUCAAACCCUGUCAAUGACCUGUACUCAUGACUGAGCCCUCUUUGAACCCAAGGGAGACUGGAGAGAAGAUGACAGAAGUGAUGUUUGAGACCAAUGUGCCUGCUUUCUACCUGUCCAACCAUGCAGUGGUAGCCUCUGUCACGGGAUUAGUGGUGGACAGUGGUGAUGGGAUCACCUGCACUGUCCCUAUCUUUGAGGGUUAUUCCCUGCCUCAUGCUGUGACCAAGCUCUACGUGGCAGGAAGGGACAUCAUAGAGCACCUCACUCGGCUCCCCCUCGUUCGUGGAAGUACCUUCCCUUUCAUAUUCAAUAAAGCUUUAGUGGAUGACAUCAAAGAGAAGCUGUGUUGUGUGGCCUUGGAGCCAGAGAAAGAGCUAUGUAAGAAGCCAGAAGAGGUUCUAAGAGAAUACAAACUGCCAGAUGGAAAUGUUAUCUACAUUGGAGACCAGCUGCACCAGGUGCCUGAGAUCCUUUUUGCACCUGACCAGCUGGGUAUCCACAACCCAGGACUCUCAAAAAUGGUAUCCAGCAGCAUUAUGAAGUGUGACACUGAUAUCCAGAAGAAUCUUUUUGCAGAAAUUGUGCUGUCUGGGGGCACCACUCUUUUCCCUGGGCUUGAGGAAAGACUUUUGAAAGAACUGGAACAGCUGGCUUCCAGAGGAACUCCCAACAAGAUUACAGCUUCUGAUAGAUGUUUCUCUUCAUGGAUAGGUGCAUCCAUUGUGACCUCUCUGAGCAGGUUCAAGCAGAUGUGGAUCACUGCAGAUUUCAUGGAGUUUGGGACAUACAUUGUUCAGAGAAAAUGCUUUUAA